AUGGUAAACCCUGACUUUGAAGUUACGAUUCCAAAGUCGGAGAAUGAAGAUCUCCCUGAAGCUGAUAUUAUAAAUGUAAUGCCAUUCGAACUCGACUACACUGGACCUACUGAUUCUGUCCAGAAAUUCCUUCCUUCUGAUUCCAAUUAUGAUAUUUUAUUUCGAGGAAAACAUAUCGAAGCUCACAAGAUUGCCGUCCCAGACGAAUUAAAGAUGGUUGUUUGUAAUAAAGGUAAGGUUAAAAAAAAUUAAAGCGCGGGUCCUUUAGAGGAUGACAAAACUUACACUGUCGAAUCUGUUUCAAAGGAAUUUAUUGUUUGGGAGAAUCGCGGAGAAAAUGAAUACAAGAAUGCGAUGGAGUCGGCUUUAAAUACUUAUCGACUUAUGCGGGAUUGUGCUGUCGCCGAUGACUAA
Messenger RNA from Bursaphelenchus xylophilus (pine wood nematode), 414 nucleotides. NCBI's taxonomy places the organism in Eukaryota, Metazoa, Nematoda, Chromadorea, Rhabditida, Aphelenchoididae. The record is from the annotation of a GenBank genome assembly.